GAGUUCGUGCAUUUAAUGGAAACAUAAUUAUUCUACAGCAAUGGGUGUUAUCUUUAAUUUAAGUCGCAAUCAUUACCUUGUGCUCGGAAUUGUGUGCGGCUUCCUGUUUAGCUACUAUUCACCGCACGAUUAUACAGAAUACGUAGCGGAAUGCCCAGAGGUGACGGAAAAUGCCGAUACACUGCUAAACUUGGAGCACAACAACGAAUUCGAGCCACAGCUCAACCUAGACCAGAAGCCAAUGAUAGCAAAGAAGACGGUAAAAAACAUUAUACGUCCACGCUAUUAUUAUUCCGAGCUAGGAAUCAGAGAGAAACUUUUCGUGGGCGUGCUGACAACGACGGAAAAUGUGGACACGUUUGCAACCGCAAUCAAUCGUACCGCUGCUCAUCUGGUGAACAAAAUAAAAUUCUUCAUCCAUGCAGACAAUGUUAAGUCAAACUUUAAUCUGAAGAAUAUAGUAGGAUUUACGGAUACGCGAGAACAUCUGCGCCCGUUCCAUAUGCUCAAAUAUCUCGCCGAUAACUAUCUGGAUGAAUACGACUUCUUUCUGCUGCUAACCGAUACGACGUACGUCAAUGCUCGCACAGUGCGACAACAUCUGCAGCAUCUAAGCAUAACACUGGAUGUGUACAUGGGUACAAAGCUGGACGACAGUGGGUAUAACCGGGAGGAUAGCGAAGAACCUACGCGUAACGAUUAUUGCGAUCUGCAUGCGGGCAUUAUACUGAGUAGUGGUGUGAUUAGAAAAAUCAGAGCGAAUCUCGAUUGGUGCGUACGUAACUCGAUUUCCAACAACCACAGCGCCAACAUCGGGAAAUGUGUAAAAUAUUCAACAAAAAUUAAUUCAUGCCAUCAGUCCUGGCAGGGUAUCGAUGUAUCUAGCUACCAUUUGAGUAGUUACAAAAUUUAUCGCGACUUCCAUCUGAUCGCCAGGGAGGAACGGUUCAACAGCGCAGCCAUGAUCUACCCUAUUACCACGACGGACGAUUUCUAUCUGCUGCACGCAUAUUUCUCCCGCUUACAUCUGAAGCAAAACAGUGAGGUGAAGCGUACGUUGCUUGAGGAGGCGAUGCAAAUUUCCAAUGGUACGCUUUCGAACGACAUCCUUGAAGUUCGAUGGCCGCUAGGAGUUCCAAAAUCGAAUCCACCCGAAUCGCGACACGAUGUUGUACCGUGGAUAGCGCUAAACACUACACACUCGUUCAUGUGGAAUUCCGAGGUAAACGUUCAACGGUUAUCAGCGGUCGACGAGGAAGACAUGCGGAAUGUGCUGAAUAAAACUGUACUAGAAGCGACGCGAAACAAUCCGGAUGCAGAGUUUCGAGGAAUUCACACCGCUUACAAGCGCUUUGACGCUGUCCGGGGGAUGGAUUAUCGGCUAUUGCUGAAUUUCUACGACCGACGGUUAAAAAAGAUGGUAAAGAAAAGCUUUGAAGUAAUUAAACCGAUUAGUUUGAUCGAAAUAGUUCCCUCGCCGUAUGUAACCGAAAGUACACGCGUGGCGAUAUUGUUGCCAACUUUUGAAGAUCAAGUCCUCGAAACAGAGCAGUUUCUAGAGAGUUAUGAGAAAACGUGUAUGGACAGUCAGGAUAAUACGUUUCUUAUGCUAAUUUUUAUGUACCGCGCUGAAACACCCAGCAAGGGCGAUGAGGAUGUGUUUCUUCCGUUGAAGAAUAUUGCUUUAGCAUUAACGGAAAAGCAUAAGCAGGAUGGAUCAAGGGUGGCUUGGGUUUCGAUUCGGUUGCCAAUAGAGAUUAGUUCGAAAGUUAGUAGCAACAAUCAUUACUAUAGCUCGUUUUACGGUCCUCACACACGCAUGAGUUUUGCUGCCGUCGAUCUAGCAUUACGGAAGAUAGGGCUGGAAAGCUUAGUUAUGUUAUGUUCAAACGCAGCAUCGUUUCGUCCAGAUUUUCUUAAUCGUGUCCGGAUGAAUACCAUCCAAGGAUUUCAAGUUUACAGUCCGAUCGGCUUCAUGAUGUAUCCCUGUGAGUGGACUGGGCUCUGUAAACCGUGUGAAAACUGUGAUGUUGGUCAAAGUAGCGGUUACUUCGAUAGGGGUAAUUAUGAUGUAGUAUCAUUUUACAGUAACGAUUACGUGUUUGCACGCAAACAACUCGAACAACUAUUACCAAUUGUUCGAACCGAUCGAGAUAUUGAGAAUUUAAUAGCAACAAAUUCCACACAGUCCGGUAAUAGCGGUGCGAUAUCGAACAUAAUAGAGCUAUUUACGUUGAGCAACAGUAAAAUACACGUGCUGCGAGCAAUUGAACCGAACCUUCGCUAUGGGCGAAGUAUCAGUAAUGUAUUAUCUAACGAUCCUUACGGAGAACUGUUCGCUAAAUUGCAAUGUUCGGACGAAUCGGACCGUAGACAGUGCAUUCGAAUUGCGUCAAAGAAACAGAUAGGAGAUGUGUUUGUACAAUACAGUAAACAGUUCGAAACCCGCGAGGUUGUGUAG
Anopheles maculipalpis is the source of this 2461-nucleotide messenger RNA. It is a transcript of the gene Chpf, whose product is annotated as chondroitin sulfate synthase 2. Gene Ontology annotation, molecular function: glucuronosyl-N-acetylgalactosaminyl-proteoglycan 4-beta-N-acetylgalactosaminyltransferase activity. Gene Ontology annotation, cellular component: Golgi cisterna membrane. Lineage: Eukaryota; Metazoa; Arthropoda; Insecta; Diptera; Culicidae. The coding region runs from base 41 to 2461 and encodes 806 amino acids. The transcript has a single exon. The record is from RefSeq and is a predicted model, not a curated record.